GAUCUGGGCUACGCUCCUGACUUCGUCCAGGUGGCUCUGGCUCCGUUCAUCAACGAUAUCCACAGGAAAGGCAUCCGUGUGGUCAGCAACGCCGGCGGAGUGAACCCUCUGGCCUGCGCCGAGGCCAUACAGGAAGUUGUCAGAAAGGCUGGGCUGGACCUGAAGGUCGCUGUGGUGACUGGUGAUGACCUCAUGCCCCACAGGAGCCUCCUGUCUGAAGUAAAGAUGGCCGACGGCAGCGGCCGACAGUCACUGCCGAAGACUCUGCACAGCAUGAACUCUUACCUGGGGGCCGAGCCGAUCCGCCGCUGCCUGGACCUUGGCGCCGACAUCGUGGUGACGGGACGCUGCGUGGACAGCGCCGUGGCUCUGGGGCCGCUCAUGCACYCCUUUGGGUGGAGGAGAAGUGACUACGACCUGCUCGCAGCAGGAAGCCUGGCAGGUCACCUGAUCGAGUGCGGAGCUCAGAGCACAGGAGGGAUCUUCACGGACUGGCACCUAGUUCCAGACUGGGACAACAUGGGCUUCCCGGUGGUCCAGUGUUCGCCCGACGGUUCCUUCGUUCUCUCCAAACCUCCGAGGACCGGCGGCCUGGUGUCGUUCGGCACGGCGGCGGAGCAGCUGGUGUACGAGAUCGGAGACCCGCGCAGAUACCUGCUGCCUGACGUCACCUGUGACUUCAGCCGGGUGGAGAUCCAGGAAGUCCCCGGUGUGGACGGAGGAGCCGUCAGAGUCUGUGGAGCCAAAGGUUUCCCUCCGUCUCAUGACUACAAGGUCUGUGCCACCUACAUGGACGGGUUCAGAGCGACGGCAGUGUGUCCAGUUGGAGGACCGAGAGCAGCAGAGAAGGCCAGAAGAACCGCAGAGAGCAUCAUCAAACGAACUAAACGGAUGUUUCAUCAGUUGGGAUUGGAGGACUUCCACUCAGUCAACAUCCAGGUGCUCGGAGCUGAAGACACUUAUGGGCCCAAUGCUUGUUUUAAGGACUCCAGGGAGGUGGUGAUCUGGUUGGCGGUCCACCACAAACAGAAGAAAGCUCUGGAGAUCUUUGCCAGAGAAGUGGCCCCUGCAGGGACCGGCAUGGCUCCUGGACUCACCGGCAUCGUGGGCGGACGGCCCAAAGUGUCUCCAGUUCUGAAGCCGUUUUUCUUCUUACACCCAAAAUCUCAAAUAAAGGUGGACAUUCACAUCAGUGGACAGCUGGUGGAGACGCUYUCAGAGGCGGGGCCAGACACGCCUGAAGAAGAUGAAGCCCCGCCCACCUCUGAUGAGGACGUACCUGACACAGACCUGCCCAGUGGACCACACUCCUACAGACUGCAGGACCUGGCUUACACCAGGAGCGGGGACAAAGGAGACACCGCAAACAUCGGAGUGAUAGCUCGUCAUCCUCUUUACUUCCCGUACCUGAAGCAACACCUGACUUCCUCWGUGGUGGAGGGAUACUUCUCCCACCUGAUGGAGCCGGGCCAGGACCACGCCGUCACGCGGGGAAAGCCUUCGGACAGAUGCUGCUGGACCUGAAGCUCACAGGACUGCCGGACCUCAAGUCUCUGGUGGACUGAGACCCAGAAACAACCAAACAGGACUAACGUGAGACGUUUGACCUCGGCGGGAACUCAGACGGAGAAAUACUGAAACCAGAUCACGUCCAAGAAUGAAAGCAUUCAACCGUGCAGGACUUAUAAAGAUGUGUUUUUAGGCUUUAAAUCAGUGGUUCCUGACCUGUUGUCCUUUCCUUACUUCCAUACAAUCACCUGAGGUGUCCCUCAGGGCUCAGUUCUCGGGCAKACUCUACAUUCUUGCGCUCAGUCACAUUAUCACUCAUUACAGGAUUCCAUUUCACUACUAUGCAGACGACACGCGGCUCUAUAUCAGAUCAGACCAUCAGCAGAAUCAACUCUUCACUCUCAACUGUCAUGAGGAAGUAAAAGCCUGGACGAACGUCUGUCUUCUGCAACUAAAUAUGUCAAAAACAGGAGCUACUUUAGUUGGCAUCAGAUUCACUCAUCAUAUUUUCUGACCACAACAUUCCUCUUCCCUCUGUAGUGACUCAUUUUUGUGUAAAAUUUYACACAUCUUWCAUUUGAAAUUCACAUCAAACACCUCUGGAAGACCUUUAAUCUCUACAUGACUCUUCUUUUCUGUUUCUGAAAAACUUGUUCACUUCCCUUUUCAGACAUUUAAGUGUUUAAAAUAUUUUAGUUUUUGACAUUUUAGCUUUUUUUAAAAAGGUUUUUUAUUUUUGUAGCGCUUUAAAAUCGAAAACUGUAAAGUGCAAUACAAAUACAAUCAGUUCUUUUUAUUAUAAGUAUAGUCAUUGUUGCUAAUUGCCCACUGAAACACACAAGGCAGUUGGUGCCGGUUAAACUAUAAACAAGAUAAAAUUAUUUAUUCUCUCAUAGCAUUCAUACAAACAAAUUUAUAAACAACACAUGACACAAUAUAAACUAUAUUUAAUUCAGUCUUUUAAAAUCCUGGAGUCAGUAAUGUAUCAAUAUUAAUCCAAAGUGGUAGCAUUGUGCUAAUUAGCUYCUAAUAUACAGUCUAAACCCCAUAGAAACCAGCUAGCAUAAUGCUAAUCUCUCCAGAACAGUCAUGCAGGAAAAACACAUUACUUCUAUAGUUUACGACACAAAAAUAAAUCUGAAGUUACACAAAUGUUUAAAUAACUUACCACAUCAGGCAAUGUAUUUAACUGUAAAUGAAGAAGUUUUCUGAAGUUAAUUUCAUUCUUUUAUUGACAAAGUCACCUCCGGUUUCCACAAUGUCACAAAAGUAAACAACCUAUAGAGCCCCCUGGUGGGAUGGACACCCCACCUCUACCAAACACACAUUAAACCUUUAUCCCUCUAUCAACAUAUACAUGGAWUAUUUAUAAACUUUUAUUUUGAAAGUGCAGAAAGAGAAGAGCUUGUUUUGGUGAUUUGGUCGGGAACCACUGCUGUAAAUGAACCUCAGCAGGUUUUAGUCGGUCCUCCUUCAGAACCUGCUGACUCAGCAGCAGUUUCAGGUUUGUUUUUUACCUCUGGUUGGUAAACAUUUGGUGGAUGACUUGUUGACCUCAGGGGGAGCUGACCUGAGCUCCUCCCCACUGCAGCGUUUCACUUUCAGACGUUUGGGUUUGAUAUGAAAGCCUCGUUCACCUCCAUACGACCCGCUGGUCCGCGUGGUGCUGAUUGAAAGCAGACUGGGACGGGAUCGGACCUCCUUCCAUCAGCUGCUGCUCUCUUCUCUGAGCUCUCUAAGAAACAUGUCAGAAGAAAAAACCAAGAACCAGAAAAUGUCAAACAUAAAGAGUUUAUUUUUUUGAACCACAUCAGACCGUCGGCCCACAACAAUGAGCCUACAGCUGGCCUGUAAACAAACAAUCAAAGACUUUGGAUCUCAGUAAAUCUGAGACGAAUUCCUCCAAAACCAGACCAUAAAUCAGGACUGGCACGGGUCACAUUUCUGUGACUUCACAAUAAAAUCUUUGAAUUCUUCCUCCUUUCAAACCAGAAACCACAAGUGUUUCCAUUUUGCAUAUUAAAGAGGAAGAGGAUGAAAAGGAGCGCUCUAGACCCACAUCUGUCCUCCAUUUGACUUCUGAAGAAARGGCGAGAUGUUCCAAACACUUUCUGGCAUCUUUGAGUCAUUUCUGUGUCGUGUUGGACUUUUCCCACAGCCGCUAUCUGGGUCAGGUUCUCAGACUGGGAGCUUUUCGUUUGGUUUUUCCUCCGACCUGUUGCUGUUUCACUUCCUGCUUUUCUUUACCAGCUCGGGCAUUUUCACCAGAGCUGGUCCUCGUUUAGUGUUUGGACCUGAAAGAAAUGAUUGAGUCCCAUUUGACUUCAACAGCCUCUGUGCCAAAAAWUAUUUCAUCUAUAAUUUAUCAGCUUACCUUUUGGAACCUUUAUUAGUUUUUGUCUUUUGGUUGUUGCUUGAAUAAUAAGACUCAUGGCUGAAUAUCAGCUAAAGRGCCAUGUUUUGACUUGUUUUAAAUGACUUCUCAGUCAUUUGUUUUGUUUGUGUGAAAAAAAGGCUGAAGUUACUGAAGUGAAGAGUUUAAAUUUGAAUGAAAAUGCUUUUGAUGGAACGUAAAAUGGUUUAUUUCCCUCUAACAUCACAUCACCACUCACUAGUUGUUUUGGUUUGUUUUAUUUUCUGUGAUUUUCUGUACAUCUCAGCUUCAAAUUGAGCUAUUUUGUAGAUAAUGAAGAAGAUAAUGGUGCAUCUAAAGCUGAAAACCACUGCUUUACAAUAAACUGUAAAAACAAGAUGUUUAAAAA
Austrofundulus limnaeus is the source of this 4271-nucleotide messenger RNA. It is a transcript of the gene lratb.1, whose product is annotated as lecithin retinol acyltransferase b, tandem duplicate 1. Lineage: Eukaryota; Metazoa; Chordata; Actinopteri; Cyprinodontiformes; Rivulidae. The record is from RefSeq and is a predicted model, not a curated record.